Malania oleifera is the source of this 1953-nucleotide messenger RNA. Its product is annotated as protein trichome birefringence-like 42. Lineage: Eukaryota; Viridiplantae; Streptophyta; Magnoliopsida; Santalales; Ximeniaceae. The transcript is spliced from 4 exons. The coding region runs from base 215 to 1621 and encodes 468 amino acids. The record is from RefSeq and is a predicted model, not a curated record. Gene Ontology annotation, molecular function: O-acetyltransferase activity. Gene Ontology annotation, cellular component: Golgi apparatus.
GGAGAAGGAUAAUUCACGCAACUUUUCUGCACCUCUCAAUGGCUUCUACAUUUUUCUUCUUCAUCUCCAUACUUCACUGCAACCCUCCUUUUCUGUAAAAUCAUCAAAAUUCAAGCUUUGCAAACCAACUUCUUCACGACCCCCAACCUUCUUUUUCUCCUCUUUAACAAAGACACAACUACACCACAGCAUCACGCAAGAAACCCAUACAGACAUGGAGACCAGCUCCACCAUCAACGAGAGAUGGAAUCUCUGUGCAAUUGCAAGCUUCAUGGGUUGCCUCAUUAUGCUGGCGGGUCUCAAGCAGAUGCAGAGCCAUGACGGCAUAACCCUCUCCUCUUUCCAGAACUUAACCAUAUUCGCUGCUUCCUCAGAUGACCAGCCUUCCCCGCAAUUAAAGCUCACCGAAAAUGGCAGACCCACAACCCAAAUCACAGAGGAGGAGAACGUAACCAUCUCCGCAGAGUUCGCAUCCAAAUCAUUGAACUUUUCGGAAAAUGGCAAACCCAGAAGCCAGGGAGAAGAGGAAAACUUUUCUGAAACUGGCGAAACCAGAAGCCAGAAAGAUGAGAAGAAGCAAUGUAACAUCUUCGAUGGGAAAUGGGUGCAUGACCCAGAGGCCAAUCCUCUGUACCAUGGCUUCCAGUGUCCAUUUCUCAGUGAUCAAGUGAGCUUCCAGAGGAAUGGGCGCCCUGACUCUGACUAUGAGAAAUGGGGUUGGGUAGCCAGAGAGUGUGAAAUUCCAAGGUUUAAUGGCACGGACAUGUUGGAGAGACUGAGAGGGAAGAGAGUGGUACUGGUUGGGGACUCCCUCAACAGAAACCAGUGGGAGUCUCUGGCUUGCCUCCUUUAUUCUGCCAUUCCUCCCUCUCGAGCUUUCGUCGAUCUGCAAAGUGGCGAUUACAAGGUCUUCAAAGCUAAGGACUAUGACUGUUCUGUGGAGUUCCAUUGGAGCCCGUUUCUGGUGCAGUUAGACGAUUCCCAAGCACAUGGGAACAGAGCUCUGAGGCUCGACAAGCUUCCAGCCUCCGCCCGUCGGUGGCGAGGUGCCUCCGUUAUGGUGUUCAACAGCGGCCACUGGUGGACGCACACCGGCAAGUCCAAAGCGUGGGACUUUUUUGAGCUCAGGGGAGCGGUGGCAGAGAUGGAGAUGGAAUCGGCUUUCGAGACGGCCAUGAACACCUGGUCCAAUUGGAUUAAUCACAAUGUGGAUCCCAACAAAACCACUGUGUUCUUCAGGAGCUUCUCGCCGGAGCACAUGGGGAAGGAUUGGUGUUUCAGAGAGACCCAACCCAUCACUGACGAGUCCCGGGUGCCGUCGGUUCCGGGGUCGGUGACCACGAAAAUCGUGGAGAGGGCGAUUGAGGCGACGAGUACGCGGGUGAGAUACUUGAACGUGACGAGGCUGUCUAAAUAUCGGCGAGACGCGCACCCGAAGGUGUACACGACGAAACAGGGGAAGCUGUUGACAAAGCGGCAGCAAAUGCAGCCGGAGUCGUAUGCGGAUUGCAGCCACUGGUGUCUCCCCGGAUUGCCGGAUACCUGGAACUCCCUACUCUAUGCGUCCUUGGUUUUGGAAGAUGAACAAAAUCAGAGUUACAGUUCUUCCCCUCUAUUGUAGUUUGAAGAGAGAAAUCUUUCCAGGAACAGACGAAUAGAUGAAAAAGAAUGAAUGAAAGAGACGAGUAGAAAUUGUAGGAGAAAAAGGUCGGGUCUACUGCAUAAUUUGAAAAAAUAAGGACAUAAUCAUAUUUACUAACCAGCUUUUGAUGGAGUAAGGAAGUCUACACCAGCAAAAAUUAUGUGGCGGACCAGUUUUCUCAUUGCAAUGUUUCUCCAAAUAGACAAAUUAGUGGGAAAUUAUGGAGGGAAUCUUCUCCAUAUCUCUAUGUGUAUUUUUUUUUUUAUAAAACUUUAAACAUGUUAAAAAUAAAUUCCCUUUUCAUGCCUCUA